Molecule: messenger RNA, 237 nt
Organism: Leptosomus discolor (cuckoo roller)
Lineage: Eukaryota; Metazoa; Chordata; Aves; Leptosomiformes; Leptosomidae
Product: thyroid hormone-inducible hepatic protein-like
Biological process (GO): regulation of lipid biosynthetic process
Cellular component (GO): cytosol
Source: RefSeq, a predicted model, not a curated record
AAAGGCCUGGCCGCCGUCACUGACCAGAGCCCGACCAGUGCUGCUGCUGCCGACACCGACGCGUCCUCGGACGACACCACCACCACGGAUGCCCAGCUGGAGGAGCGCCUGUCGCACCACCUGGCCGGCUUGCAGCAGGUCCUGACCCACCUCACCAGGGACACCAACGCCCUCACGCGCAGGUACAGCCAGAUCCUGGAGCAGAUCAGCCCCAGCGAGGGGCAGCCCAGCUGGUGA